Molecule: messenger RNA, 1189 nt
Organism: Ectocarpus sp. CCAP 1310/34
Lineage: Eukaryota; Phaeophyceae; Ectocarpales; Ectocarpaceae
Source: the annotation of a GenBank genome assembly
UUGAGGAAGGUGUCAACAAGAUGCGGCACAGCCGCUACGUCGGAGAUGUGGUGAAAACCACAGCGCAGACGGUGCGCAAGUGGGUAAAGGAGUUCUGCCAAGACGGAAAAUUUCUCAUCAGAAAACGACUUUACGAGAUAAGCCAGGCGGACUCCUUCAUCGACCAUGAGGACAUCGCCGAGCGUUGCCGGGAGGAAAUCGACCGGCGGCUUUACCGCCGGAAGAAAACGGAUCCGCGGUUUCGUGUCUCGGACUUUCAGAGGUGGGUGAACACUGUUCUUCUGAAAGAAGUGUUUUCCGGCGGAGGAGGCAUCUCUCGGACAACGGCGCACAGCUGGAUCUGCAGACUCGGCUUCAGGUGGAAGAAGAGCGGGAAGUGCGUCUACGUCGAUGGCCACAACCGCCCGGAUGUCGUCGAGGCCCGGCAAGAGUACGUGGCGAAGAUGCUCAUCCUGCGAAAGAUGAUGUCCAUCGUCCUUUGNGUGACGAUGGCGAGAGUACGCGACGCGCCCGAAGGGGGGGGCGCAUCUACUGGGGGAGGCGACGACGACGACGUCGUUGAGGGAUGGGCAACCGGUUCGGACCCGCUGUUCUGGCCAGCAGUUCGAAGCACGGCGGACGGCAAGGAGGACGUCAAGCACGUGCUAGUUCACGGCGAACUUCGGGCCGAGGGGGGGGAACGUGGCUGCACGCGUGUACCGGUGGACAAGAUUAACUUGGUGAUUCGCGAUGGCAAGGGGGACUACAGCUUGGUGCCCGAUCUUCAAGUGCGUGACUUGUACGUGGCGAAGAAGAAGAAGGAGGAAGCGCUUUUCUGGCCAGCCCGGCGGAUCGUGGAUGGAGAGACGGAGUACAAACACGUGCACGUCCACGACGGCGAGCGUCCCUGCGGGGACUGCGUGCGGAUAAAACCGAACGCUCUCAGCGUCUCACUGCGGUGCGAGUGCCGCGACUGCAAACGCAAGCCGUCGAAAGCUCUUCGCGGGUCCCUUUCAAUCCGCGUGACCUGCUGGGGCGGGACGGGCGAGGGGAUUUCUGCUUGGUGCCCGACCACAAGGUCCUCGCCCUCUACUUUCACGACGAGACCACGGCGAAGGAGAACGACGACGGCAGCAACCAGUGGGUGUCGGUGUUGAAGGGCGCCGCCAUCAAGAAGAAGGGGGAAGGACGCGCCGCGCACAUCUCUGAC